Messenger RNA from Manis pentadactyla (Chinese pangolin), 2004 nucleotides. It is a transcript of the gene PPP3CC, whose product is annotated as protein phosphatase 3 catalytic subunit gamma. Bases 532 to 1917 code for a protein of 461 amino acids. The transcript has 16 exons. Lineage: Eukaryota; Metazoa; Chordata; Mammalia; Pholidota; Manidae. Gene Ontology annotation, biological process: calcineurin-mediated signaling. Gene Ontology annotation, molecular function: calmodulin-dependent protein phosphatase activity; calmodulin binding. Gene Ontology annotation, cellular component: calcineurin complex; cytoplasm. The record is from RefSeq and is a predicted model, not a curated record.
CCUGAGCAGCCGCGGCCGGGCGCGGUGGGCCGACUGGACCGGGGAGCGGAGGCCGCUGGAGACGAAGGCGGAGGCGCACGUCCGGCGGUGUCCUGGCGCCAGGAGGAGGCCGAGGGGACCAUGUCCGGGAGGGACGUCCACCUCUCCACCACCGAGCGCGUCGUCAAAGGUGCCUCUCAAAUAAACAAUCUUGUUCAUAUUGAAAGUUCCUCAAAAGACCAUCUGUAAUUCAAAAUUUUUCCUUGAUGAAAUUAUGCCAUUUGUUGAGUUACAUUCAUGAUUUGAAAACGUGAAGGACACAGAGGAGUCACAGAAGAGACACAGAAUCAGAUUGAGAAAACUAUGUGACCUGCAACAGUUGCUGUCCCCUUUCCUCCAACACAACGGCUUACUUUGAAGGAAGUGUUUGAAAAUGGAAAACCUAAAAUUGAUGUUUUGAAAAACCAUUUGGUGAGGGAAGGGCGACUGGAAGAGGAAGUAGCCUUAAAGAUAAUCAACGAUGGGGCUGCCAUCCUGAGACAAGAGAAGACUAUGGUAGAAGUAGACGCUCCGAUCACGGUGUGUGGUGACAUUCAUGGACAGUUCUUUGACCUGAUGAAGUUGUUUGAAGUUGGAGGAUCACCUAAUAAUACACGUUACCUUUUUCUGGGUGACUAUGUGGACAGAGGCUAUUUCAGUAUAGAGUGUGUGCUGUUUUUGUGGAGUUUAAAGAUUAAUCAUCCUAAAACAUUGUUUCUGCUUCGAGGAAAUCAUGAAUGCAGGCAUCUUACAGAGUAUUUCACCUUCAAACAGGAAUGUCGAAUCAAAUAUUCUGAACAGGUAUAUGAUGCUUGUAUGGAUACAUUUGACUGUCUUCCUCUUGCUGCCCUCUUAAACCAACAGUUUCUGUGUGUACAUGGAGGGAUGUCACCUGAAAUUACUUGUUUAGAUGACAUUAGGAAAUUAGACAGGUUUAAAGAACCUCCAGCCUUUGGGCCAGUGUGUGACCUGCUUUGGUCUGAUCCCUCAGAGGAUUAUGGCAAUGAAAAGUCCUUGGAGCACUAUACCCACAACACUGUCCGAGGGUGCUCUUAUUUCUACAGUUACCCUGCAGUUUGUGAAUUUUUGCAGAACAAUAAUUUGUUAUCAAUAAUCAGAGCCCAUGAAGCCCAAGAUGCUGGGUAUCGAAUGUAUAGGAAGAGCCAAACAACAGGCUUUCCGUCACUCAUUACAAUUUUCUCUGCCCCCAAUUACCUAGAUGUCUAUAACAAUAAAGCUGCUGUGUUAAAAUAUGAAAACAAUGUCAUGAAUAUCAGGCAGUUUAACUGUUCUCCACACCCCUACUGGCUUCCAAACUUCAUGGAUGUUUUCACGUGGUCUUUGCCUUUUGUUGGGGAGAAAGUCACAGAGAUGCUGGUUAACAUUCUCAACAUAUGCUCUGAUGAUGAAUUGAUUUCCGAUGAUGAAAUUGAAGAUCACUACAUUUCAAGCUAUCAGAAAGGAGGCACCACAGUUCGAAAGGAGAUCAUCAAGAAUAAAAUCAGAGCCAUUGGGAAGAUGGCGCGGGUCUUUUCAAUUCUGCGGGAAGAGAGUGAGAGUGUGCUGACUCUCAAGGGCCUGACUCCUACGGGUACACUCCCUCUGGGGGUCCUCUCAGGAGGAAAACAGACCAUUGAGACGGCCACAGUAGAAGCGGUAGAGGCCCGGGAAGCCAUCAGAGGAUUUUCACUUCAGCACAGGAUCCGGAGUUUUGAAGAAGCCCGAGGUCUGGACCGAAUCAAUGAGCGGAUGCCACCCCGAAAAGAUAGCCAGUACCCUGAUGGGCCAGUGACAUUGGUGACCCCUGUACACCCACACACUGCACACAGGAGUGACAAGGGGAGAAAAGCCAGUCGUGACCCGGAGUCCUGCUAUGGCACAGGUGGAUCCAAGACUUAAGAACACAUUUUAUUUAUUUAUUAUUGGAAAACAAAACAGAAACAGCUUAAACAACUUAAACUUGGAGGUGCAUUCAUAAUAUACUCU